UCACUUUAUGCUUCCUUCUAAAAUUUGAUUACGUUUAAUUCAGUUAAUUUUUGUUCCAGUAUUUUGUGCGAAUGGCUUUAUUUUUGUAGUCCAUUGCUACAAGCAUAUUGGUUUUAGUGAAGGGAAAAUUUACACCUGGAUCAAGUAGCUGAGGCAAACGAUGACGGUGCCCUGUUAAGUUUAAAAUGGAAUGAAGUUUACUCCUAACUGUUCACUUUCCCAAUAAAUACAACUUUUUUUCCUGCUUAUAAGAACUAGAGAUGGCGCCUGAAAAAGGAGUACCGUCUGCAACUAUAGCAGAUGAAAGUACAAUGGAAACAGUGGAGCUUCAUCGGGCAAGUAGUAUGUCAGAACCCAAUACACAAUGUGUUAAAGAUAAUGUCAAUGGCCAAAAGACUGACGUCAAAAGAUUCAAUGUCUAUUCUACUAUCGAAAAAAACAUUUUAUACGAAAUCAAACAACUGAAAAUAGAAGUAAUCAUGUUCUUAUACAUGUUUUCAUAUAUAAUGAGAUCUGUGUCAUCAGUCACUAUGAUGAUGGAGAAAGUAUGUUCUGUUCACUUAGGCUACUCCAAGGAAGUUUGCUCAAAUCUUAGUUACUAUGAAGAAAUAAAUGUUGAAGUCGAAAGAAUGGCCAACAAUUAUCACCUUGCCCAUUCGCUUAUACAAAUGUUACCAUCUGCUAUUUUAAGCUGCUUUAUAGGAACAUGGAGUGAUAAGUAUGGUAGAAAAUUACCAAUUAUCGGUGCUCUUUUAGGAAUAAUACUGGAUGGAUUAGGUGCUACUAUUUGUGCCUGGUUUUUUCAUAGCAGAAUAGAAUACUAUCUCAUACCUGCCUUUUUUACGGGAUUUUCCGGUGGAUUCAUAAGCGUUCUUACAGUUCUGUACAGUUAUGCUUCUGAUAUAACAACGUUUAGAAAGAGAACCAUGAAAUACGCUCUCUUAGAAGUGGCCUUUGGUUACUCUUUUCCACUAGGACAACUUGCCGGGGGUUUGCUUUUCAGGAGUUAUGGUUACGUCGUAGUAUUCAUGACUUCUACGGCGGGUCAUAUUCUUGGACUUGCAUGGGUUCUUUUCGUGCUUCAGGAAACUCGAGGUUUAGAUAAUAAUGAUAAUUGGAGAACAAAACUGCGUCAGUUAUGGUCCACGGAAGCUGUUAUUGCCAGCAUGAAAGCAACUAUCAAAAAGCGCCCUAACAGAGGAAGAGAGCAGCUGUUACUACUGAUAUUAGCAAUGAGCAUUGUUGUGCUUAAUUUAGCAGGAUCUUCUGGCAUCGCCUAUAUGUAUGCUCACCAUAUGUACAAUUGGGACAACACUACAUUCUCGACAGUUGCUUCAGUGUUUUCUGUUAUUGGUACAACCUCUAUGCUUAUAGCUGUUCCCAUUUUCAAAUGGUUCAAGUUAAACGAUCCAGCCCUAGGAAUAGUUGGUAGUGCUUCAAUCCUACUUAAAGGUGUAGGAAUAGGUUUAGCAACUCGAAAAUGGAUUUAUUUUUUAGCAAGUCUACUGGGAUUGUUAUCAGGACUAAGUACUCUAGCAGGACGUUCAAGAAUUUCUAAAGUAGUUUCAAAGGAUGAUUUAGGCAAAGUUUUUUCAUUUCUGACCACGGCAGAGGCUAUUUUACCUGUUUUGGCAACAUCUGUCAUAUCGCAAUCUUUCAAUGCCAGCUUAACAUUUUAUCCUGGAUUAGUAUACCUACUGAUGGGAAGUCUCUGUUUGGUGCCCCUUGUCAUAUUUUUAUGGCUUGCCAGGCUGCCAGUUGUAAACUACGAGGAAAUGCAUAACCGUGAUCAAGCUGACGAUAAUUCGACAGAGACAGAUACCAAGAAAUCAAAAGAGUUCACAUAUGCAUGUUUCACAGUUUUAGUUUUAGUCGUAUAUGACCAAGAAUAUUAUUGCCAUGUAUCUCUGCGGUCAGCCAAUCAGCUGCCUCCUAUUGCGGCGAGAACCCAGCAGAAAAUAUCCAUGAAGGAAAAUCCACCAGAAACAAUAGAAUUGAAUGAAACAGAUACAGUGGAUGAACCUAUCAAAUUCUCUGAGGAUAGUGGCAAUAAAGCAAAGACUACUGACAUUAUAAUUUCUAAAGCAGCUAUUAUUUUAUCAGAAAUAAAGGAUUUAAAGAUAGAAGUGGUCUUAUUCUUAUACAUGUUCUCUGCCGUUAUGAGAUCAGUUUCAUCUACAUCUAUGAUUAUAGACAAGGUAUGUCUCUUUCAUUUGCACUAUCCAGAAGAAAUAUGUUCAAAUCUUGGAAAUUACACAGAUAUAAACAUAAAAGUUGAAAAAAUGGCUAACAACUACCAAGUAGGACAUACACUUAUUCAGAUGUUACCGGCUGCAAUUCUUGCUUGCUUCAUAGGUGCGUGGAGUGAUAAGUAUAGCAGGAAAUUGCCAAUAAUUUGUGGUCUCUUUGGUAUAACACUCGAUAGCCUAGGAGCUGCUCUCUGUGCUGGUAUCUUCUCUAGUAGAGUAGAAUAUUAUCUCCUUAGUGCUAUAUUUACAGGAAUUUCAGGGGGAAUCAUUAGCGUUCUCACUGUCCUCUUCAGUUUUGCUUCGGAUGUGACGACCCUCGAGAAAAGGACCAUGAAAUACACUUUCAUGGAAGUGGCUUUCGGUUUGUCAAUGCCCUUAGGACAACUUGCUGGAGGAUGGGUUUUCAACUAUUAUGGUUAUGUAGCUGUGUUUUUAACAUCUACUGCGGGAACGGUUCUCACUUUGGUUUUGGUCAUUUUCCUGCUGAAAGAAACUAGAGGUUUGGAAAUUAAAGAGAGUUGGAAGACAAAGGUACGGAAUUUGUGGUCUACGGAUUCAGUAAUCAGCAGUUUCAAGGCAGCAGUCAAACGCCGACCCAACAAAGGAAGAGAACAAAUAUUGUUGCUGAUAAUGGCAAUGAGUUUUGCUCUCCUGAACACGUCGGGAGGGGCCACUAUUAGCUUCAUGUACGUCCAUCAUAUGUACCAAUGGGAUAACACAACUUUCUCAACAGUAUCUGCAAUUUUCAAUGUCAUCAGUACACUGGCUGUGCUCAUUGCUGUACCCCUCUUCAGACGAUUCAAGUUGAAUGAUCCAGCCUUGGGAAUUGUUGGCACAGUUUCCGUUUUGCUCAAGAAUGUCGGAACAGGACUUGCAACUUCCAAAGGGGUUUAUUUUCUUUCGAACUUAUUGGGAUUAUUCCAAGGUUUGAGCACAUUAGCUGGACGGGCAAGGAUUUCAAAAGUAGCUUCCAAAAAUGAUUUAGGAAAAAUAUUUUCAUUCCUAAUCACAGCAGAGGCUCUUCUGCCUAUCCUAGCGACAUCUGUUGUAUCACAAGUUUUUAAUGCUACUUUAUCAUUUUUUCCCGGAUUAAUAUUCUUAAUCCUUGGAGGUCUUGCCAUACUACCACUUGGAGUGUACAUAUGGGUUGCGCAGCUUCCAGCCGUUAAUUACGAGGAAAUGCAUAAAGAUUCUGAAACUGGAGACAUUUCUGCAUCCUCAACAGUACCCAUAGACGGCAAAUUAAUUGUUUCUCAAAAAAAAUAAUGGAAAUUUUCAGA
This is a messenger RNA of Stegodyphus dumicola, 3529 nucleotides long. Its product is annotated as proton-coupled folate transporter-like. Gene Ontology annotation, molecular function: transmembrane transporter activity. Gene Ontology annotation, biological process: transmembrane transport. Lineage: Eukaryota; Metazoa; Arthropoda; Arachnida; Araneae; Eresidae. Gene Ontology annotation, cellular component: membrane. The record is from RefSeq and is a predicted model, not a curated record.